AUGAAGUUUCAACAAUGGAAUGCCGCUUUUACUAGCUGUGUAGAUAAAACGUCAUUGAGUCCACAGUUUAAAAUGCUUAGACUAGAGUUAGGCGAUACAGUUAGGGGACUUGGAUACUCGCAAGAAGCUUACAAUGCUGCAAGAGCUAGAUUAGAGAGAACGUAUGGUGGCAGUCGGAGACAGGUUCAGAGUCAUUUAGAAGAAUUAAAAAAGUUGAAACCAUUACAAGAAGAAAAUGCCAAAGAAUUGGAGAUGUUAAAGAGAAUAGUUGACAAGCGGAUCUUGAAGCGCGAACUUUAUACACCAUUGUUCUUGAGAAGUUCCCGGAGGAGAAAUUACUCUCCCAAUACUACAGAUGGCUAAGAGAGAAACAAAAGGAAGAAUCCAUGGAGACAUUAAAGGAUUGGAUUUCCCAAGAAGCUGAGAACCAAAUUCAGGCCUCAGAAAUCAAGCAUGGGUUUCCGAAGAUACGGGCAGAAAGAGUCGAUGGAAACGGAAGUAGUUCCAGUCGAGGCGGACGGACCUUCUAUGGAAAACCAGUUGAUGGAGGUGAUAAAAGAGUCAAGAAGUGCCAAGUUUGCACAGAGAUACACCCUAUUUGGAAGUGUACAAAAUAUCGAGAUCAGUCAAUAGAAGACAAGUGGAAUAUGGUAAAGAAGUUAGGUUUGUGCUACCGUUGCCUUGGUGACAAUCACUUAGGAAAUGCCUGCAAAUAG
Paramuricea clavata is the source of this 716-nucleotide messenger RNA. NCBI's taxonomy places the organism in Eukaryota, Metazoa, Cnidaria, Anthozoa, Malacalcyonacea, Plexauridae. The record is from the annotation of a GenBank genome assembly.